Messenger RNA from Leptopilina heterotoma, 5657 nucleotides. RefSeq names its product cadherin-99C (gene Cad99C). Lineage: Eukaryota; Metazoa; Arthropoda; Insecta; Hymenoptera; Figitidae. Bases 656 to 5380 code for a protein of 1574 amino acids. The record is from RefSeq and is a predicted model, not a curated record. The transcript has 22 exons. Gene Ontology annotation, biological process: homophilic cell-cell adhesion. Gene Ontology annotation, cellular component: catenin complex; plasma membrane. Gene Ontology annotation, molecular function: calcium ion binding; cadherin binding.
UUUCGAGAACGGAGAACGCGACGUGAACGGUGAGCGGACUUUUGUGGAGGGGAAUUGGCCACCUACCUGCCGGUCGUGAGCUCAGUUUCUGUUCGCCAGGUUGAAAAUCCGUCGUUUUCCUCCGGUUCUUCUCCUCUUUCAUUCCUGGCAUUCUAAAUUCUUCGGGAACAUCUGUAUUGAUAAUAAGAUAAAACUUUGGCGGCAACUAUCGCGUGAGACCGGUUAUUGUUAUUAUUGUUGUUUGUAUUUUAUCAUUUUGCCGAAUAGUUAUCACGUGGAUUGUGUGACAAGAGGAGAGAAAUUUUUCUUUUUUUUUUUUUAUCAUUCUGUUUGUUUAUGUAUUAUGAAGUUGAAAUUAAAUUAUGUUUAAUAUCGUGUGGGCGCUCGCGCCUGAAUUUCGCGAUUAAAGAGUGAAGCGCAAGUGCAAAUAUUUGAAAGAAACGUGUUUGGUUUUUUUUAAUACUGAUUUACAUAUAUACAUAUACAGUAGGAAAAAAUUUAUGGUUCAGAAGUUUAUUUAGUUUAUGAUAAAGAAAAGUGUCAAAUAGGUGGUUGUGACCUUUAUUUAUACAAAAGCAAUAAAUAAUUUUUAAGUGGUUUCAUUUUGGAUAUGUUGGAAAGGGAGAAUUUGCGAUUUUAGAACGUGUCAUAAAAAAUGGCGCGGACGAGGGUCUGGUGCAUUUUAUUAUGCGUGACAUUUUUACUAAGGGAUGUCACUUCAAAAGCUGGACUAUGCGAAGUGGAAACGGGACAAUCAAAUAUUAUUCUCGACAUCGAAGAAAGUAAAGGAAGCUCCAUCGAUCAAGCGACCGCGCCAGAAGAGCUUCCUGUGUCUGGAGAUCCACUGACAGAAAUAGUCUUGGAACUUAUUUUCACUGGACGAAAGCCACUUUUUAUUCUCAAGGGAAAAAAGUUACAGCUUGUCGAGCCACUUGAUAGGGACGCUGAAAAUUUGUCGCACAUUGUUUUUCAGUUGACGUGUACAGUGAAGUCAACAAAUAAAAAGAGAACUAUUCCCAUAAUAGUUAGACUUUCGGAUAUUAAUGACAAUGCCCCUCAAUUUGUCAACACACCAUAUGAAACGACAGUCCCAGAGUUAACGCCAGUGGGCUCGACAAUUUUCAAAAAAGUUCACGCCGUAGACGCGGAUGCUGGAGUGAAUUCUCUUAUAGAGUAUUCCAUUGCACCUGGGGAUGGCACCGGGAUUGGAAAUAGCGAUGGAGUUGGACGAGAUAGGGUUACAACCGCUGACGGAUAUGGUUACUUCAGCAUUAAUCUACCCCAUCAAGGCCAAGUCACUGUAAAUCGUACUUUAGACUACGAGAGAACUCAACGCUAUCUAGUCACCAUUCUCGCCUCAGAUCGAGCAAGAAAUGUUUCUGAGAGAUUCACUUCAACGACGACUUUAGUCGUUAACAUUAAAGACGACGACGAUCAAGAUCCAUCUUUCAUUUAUAAAGGUUGUAUGCUUCACAAUGCCGCCUGCAUCAAUCCUGAAUAUUCUGCAUCUGUGUCUAGCGGAGUGCUGUCUGGAAUUCUCAACAUAUCCCCAGAGAAGAUUCAAGCGGUCGACAUGGACAGCAUAAAUGCACCUGUUUAUUAUUCCUUCCUUAGUGGCAGUCCACCAAAUUACAGAGAUUUCUUCGAGAUCAAUCGUUCCACGGGCGCUGUUAGACAGAUCAAGGCUGUCGAUACGUCAGUCACUAAAAAAUUUGACAUUAUCAUCAAGGCGGUCGAAGCAUCGGAAGCAGAACGUUCGGCAACGGCAAAAUUAACAAUUACUGUGAAGCCAGUGGAUAGCAAUCCACCAACAAUAACAGCAUCGGCAAUCGAAGGUUUUGUUGAUGAGAAUGCGCCAAUUGGUACUAGAGUUGUCGAUGAGGAAGGAAAUCCCAUUCGACUGACAGUCACAGAUGCGGAUCUGAGUCCUGAGGAUCCGAAACCAUCGUACGUUUUUGAAUUGACGACGAAUUUUUUUACAAUCGACCAAUUUGGAAUACUCGUUGUUAAUGAAGAAAAUCUCGACCGAGAUCCACCGAGCCCAGGACGUUUCCGCUUUCAAGUCGUUGCCCGUGAAAAAUCCGGAGUCGCUGCAUCCUCUCCGCUUUCAUUCACUGUCACAUUGAACGAUGUUAAUGACAAUGCCCCUCAACUUCCGAUGAUUCCUUCUAUAACUGUUCAGGCAGGCGAGACAACCAGAGAAAUCGUUAAGGUUGCGGCGACUGAUAACGACGAGGGUGAAAAUGCAGAGAUAACGUACAGUAUUUAUCACGUGUCAAAUAAUGGACUGCAGAAAUUUCGAAUUGAUUCGAAAAGUGGCAUUAUUGAGUCUAUCAGGAAACUAAAUGCCGGCGAACAAUACAGCAUAACGGUCCAGGCGACUGAUAGUGGUGGAAAGCAUUCCCAGGUGAUUGUCGAAGUUAAUGUUUUACCUGGACCCAAUACCAGGAGUCCCGUUUUCCGGCAACCGGUGUAUGAGGUACAAGUUAGCGAAGGUGCCUCCAUCAAUUCAACUGUUGCCAGUAUCGUUGCAGUGGAUCCGGAAAACGAUCCAGUUUCAUACUCUAUCGUCUCUGGUAAUGACCUGAGGCAAUUCGCUAUUGGUGAUAAAUCGGGUGUUAUCACCGUUAUAAGGAAGUUGGACAGAGAAGACCUGACUCGAUAUCAGCUGUUGAUUAAAGCGGAGGAUUCUGGAGGAUUAUCAAGUACGGCUACUGUUAAUAUCAGAGUUACGGAUAUUAACGAUGAAAAUCCAAAGUUUGAAGGUCUUCCUUAUGAGUUUAUGGUUAAAGAAGGAGAAACUCGAAAAUUAAUUGGUCGCGUGCAUGCUGAAGAUGCUGACGAAGGAAUUAAUGCUGUUGUUACAUAUUUUGCCCCCGACGACGUUCCCUUCACGGUUGAUCCUGAAACAGGAGACGUCCUAACUAAAGUCGCAUUGGAUUAUGAACAGAAUCACGAAUACAAAUUUGUGGUAACUGCUCGAGAUGGAGCACCGGAUCACCGAUUAGCAACAGCCACAGUCACUGUAAAAGUUCAAGACGUGGAGGAUGAGGUACCAAUUUUUCAUCAAAGUAGUUACGAAGCCCGAGUGAGAGAAAAUAUUCCUGAUAAUACUGUCGUUCAAGUCAUAGCCGACGAUCCGGAUACGACAAAGCGAAUUACCUACGAAUUGAGACAAGGAGAUACGGAGAUUUUUGAAAUCGAUGAGAAGACUGGAGUUAUUAAAACGAUUCGCGGUUUGGAUUAUGAAAAGGAAAAGCAGCAUAUUCUCAUUGUGGGUACUUUGGAGAAUACGAGUGAUUUGCCUGGAUCGACUACUCGAGUUGUUGUUAAUGUUGAGGACGUGAAUGAUAUACCACCAGUCUUUACAUCAGUGCCUCGACCCGUCACGCUCGAUGAUGAUAUUCCCAUAGGAACGACCGUAAUAAAUCUUAUUGCCGCCGAUUCCGAUGGUACAUCUCCGGGAAAUCAGGUUCGCUACGAAAUAACAGGACGGGGCAUUGCCAGUAAAUAUUUUAUUAUCGAUCCGGAUACUGGUGUUAUUAGAGUACGAGACGAUCUGCGCAAGGAAACUGACACUGAAUAUCAGGUGGAUGUUCGAGCUUUUGACUUGGGAGAUCCUCAACUAUCGUCGAUGACUUCGGUUCAAAUUUUCAUUCGACAUGUGGCGACAGUGGCACCUGAAAUUGGACUCGGCUUCGCUGAGGAUUCUUACAACGUGGACGUUUCGGAAGAUGCCGUUGAUAAUUCGUUGAUCAAGACACUUACUGUCAUUAAUUCACAUGCCCAUGACACCACUCCAUUAAAGUGCGAAAUCUAUAGUGGAAACGAUGACGGGCUCUUCGAGACCAACGUGACUGAAGAGAGAAAUUGCGCUCUCAGAUUGAGAAAAGGAGCACUCGACUACGAGACUACAGAAUCCUAUCAAAUCAAAAUCAGAUUAAUAUCACUUUCCGGUCUACUCAGAUCCGACCGAAAUACAACAAUGGUCAAAGUCCAAGUACUUGAUGUGAAUGACAACAGUCCGGAAUUUGAAUUUCCCGACAUGAAUAUAACUUCGGGCCGAUAUUUUGCAGCAAUUUCGUCAACGGCAAAAUUCUCGACUGCGGUUCUUCAUGUGAAAGCCCACGAUAGGGACAGUGGGAAAUAUGGAAAAUUAGAGUACACAAUUUUAGAGGGACAGGGUUCAAACUAUUUCGCCAUUGAUUCAUCGUCCGGCAGUAUUACAACUGCGGCAACAUUUGAGAAUGUCAAUUCCGAGGAAUUGCCAUUUAAAUUUAAUGUACAAGUUCGAGAUAAUCCAAAUUCGACGAGUAAUUUUAAUAUUGCCGAGGCGACUGUUAUUGUGAAUUUAAUUGGCGAGGAGAAUUUAUUGGUCAUGUCAAUUGAGAAGGCUGCUCAUGAAAAUUUACACAAGGACGGUCCAAAAAUUGCGAAACUCAUUGAAGAAAAGACUGGACUAUUGGUGGGCAUUGAUAGAAUUGUCGUGAGAAUGGUGAAAACAGAAAAUGGAACUAUCGACAUUCCUGAAGAUUCGGAUAUUUGGUUCUAUACAAUUGACCCCGUAACGGAAAUCAUUCUUGAUAGGAACAGCACUCGACUUUAUAGAUCAGUAUUGGAGAAACAUGCAAUGUCGAAUAUUACCUACGACGUAUCGCCUUUGAUCCGAGCAACAGCCAUCGAAAUCCAUGCACCAGUUAUGCCAUCGGAACAAGUUCGCACACAAACAGCAGUGGCUUUUAGUGGCGAGGUUUUUCCAUAUGCACUUAUCAUUAUUGCAUGCAUUAUCUUCGUACUCGGAAUCGCCGGAAUUAUUUAUAUUUGUAUUUCUUGGUCGAGGUACAAGGCGUACAAGGAUCGUAUGCAGCGAAUGUACGUUGUUCCGAGAUAUGACCCAGUUUACGUUGAACCAAAUCUGAAGGAAUAUGAAACACAAGUCCUUCAAAUGAGCGUUCCUGUCGAUGAUAAUGACAGUUACAACGAUUUACAGAUCGACUUUAGUAAUAAAAAUCACGCCUUUAGCCUCGAUAAUGUGAGCUACAUCACCAAAGAUCCCGGCGAAAGUACAGGUCAACAAAGUCCUGUUAGUUCGGAAGCGGCGACAACGGCACGUGCAUCAAGCAUUGUUGGCAAUCAUGUCGAUUCAAAUAUGCAAUCAUUGCGUCGUUCAACAUUAGGAAGAAAAAAUGGAAAUGAAAUCAAUACUUUAAAUAAUCAUCAUACUCCGGUUCUCAAUCCACUUUAUAAUCAGGGCGGAGAUAUUUUAAGUCACAGUCCAUCCAAUGACAAUGUGAUUUUUCGCGAAAGAAAAGACUACUCCCAUCUUGGAUUUACUUACUUAGGGGAUCAAAGUCCCGUUGAAACUACUACGGAACUUUGAAAUAAUUUUUAAUUACCAUACUCUUUUUUAAUAUCCAAAGCGAUGAUGCGAAAACGUACUGAAAAAAAGAAAAUUAAUUCUAUUAUUUCCCGACCGCCAAAAAAAAAAAAAAAAAAAUUAAUUAAAGUUACAAUCAAAGACUUAUAUAAUAUACUUCAAUUUUUGAUAUUUCUCUAUAUUUCUUAGAGAAAAAUCGAUUUUACUAGAUUUUUAUAUAUUGAAUGUAGAAUAUAUUAAUUAAUGCGAUAUUAGUAAUGGAAUAUUGAUUCGAAUUUUU